AUGGACGAAACUCCCUUGCCUCCGCCCGACAACAAAGCCAGCACCCUUUUCUCUGAUUCUUAUCGUCAGGGUUCCGUCACCCCCGCUGCUCGUCGACUCGAUGCUAUGUCGCCUCCUGCUGCGAGGGCUACCGCGUUUGUUCCUGCCGAGAGCUAUGAUGCUGCCGGUGCAAGCACAUGUGUUGCUGCUACAAGCAUGGGUGGUGCUGCGACAAGCAUGGGUGUUGCCGCUACAAGCACGCAUGUCGCUGCUACAAGUACGGAUGGUGCUGCUGCAUGCAUGCCUGUUGCUGCCACCAGCACAGGACUCCCAGGAGGAGACACAACCGCAGGGGGGAAUGCCGCUAGGAGGUUGCAGCGUGAGACGUCUCGAACCACGGCAUCUAAAUCAGGGAGCGACAGGAGCGACCGCGGGGCCUUGGGAAACGUGGGGCGGAGGUUGCUGCAUGAGAAGCCUCAGGCCACGGCGUCCAAGUCGGGGAGCGGUGGGGACAACCGAGGGGCCCUGGGGAAUGUGGGGCGGAGGCUGCUGCGUGAGACACCCCAAACCACAACAUCCAAGUCGGGGAGCGACGGGGGCGAUGUGGGCGCUGCGGGGAGCUCAGGCAGGAGGUCGCUGCACCCCCGCGCUGCAAGGGACAGAGAGAGGAGAAGACAAAUGGCGUAA
Molecule: messenger RNA, 666 nt
Organism: Closterium sp. Naga37s-1
Lineage: Eukaryota; Viridiplantae; Streptophyta; Zygnematophyceae; Desmidiales; Closteriaceae
Source: the annotation of a GenBank genome assembly